Caenorhabditis remanei is the source of this 750-nucleotide messenger RNA. RefSeq lists its product as uncharacterized. NCBI's taxonomy places the organism in Eukaryota, Metazoa, Nematoda, Chromadorea, Rhabditida, Rhabditidae. The coding region runs from base 1 to 750 and encodes 249 amino acids. The record is from RefSeq and is a predicted model, not a curated record. The transcript is spliced from 3 exons.
AUGAGGACCGCCACUGCUACAGCACUCAUCAUAUCCAUCUUUCUCACGAGUUCUGUAAUUACAGGUAUCAUCGAUAGACCCAGUAAUGCGACAUUAUCUGAGUCUGAUAUUCCUGUUAUCAUCGCCCUGCCAGCUCGGAAAGUCAUGACGGGAUCUCAAAGUACCACUACCAGACCCACAACUUCUGAGCCCACGGCACCUCCUCCCAUGGACCCCGAACUCGAGACAAUCUCAAAGGGAUGUAUUACGAUCUCAGACUACAAACUACUAACCAACAACGACGUCACCUGGUUCAUCGCCUCAAUGAUAGGAAGAGCAUUAGUUGAGGAGAGUGUCUCCACCAUCGGGCUUAUGGAGCUCCGAGGGGCUCUUCACUUCAGUCCGAUGGCUCCAUGGACAAAAACGAACUAUACGGAGCCCAGUGAGCAAGAACUCGCCUCGGCCACUCUGGAGCAGUAUUAUGACCUAAAAGAGCCGAAAUCGAUGAUGAGAAGUUUGGAUAGUUUGAUGAUAAUGGAGAAGGAUAUUCCACGUGGUGUCGCUUUUAUGGAUGGGCGGUUCCCUGGGAUUCGAAUGAUUUUUGCACAGAAAUUCCAGAAAAUGAUGAGAAAAGGGGGAAAGAUGGUCAUGGAUAGGAAGAUGGUCGACAGAAUGAUUGAAGAGUACUCGGCGAUGAAUAAGAAAAUAAGAGAUGCAAUUGAAAAGACGAGUUACAACAACUAUUGUUGGGAUCGCAGUUCUUUGUUUUAA